This is a messenger RNA of Ctenocephalides felis (cat flea), 1848 nucleotides long. Its product is annotated as elongation factor 1-alpha. The record is from RefSeq and is a predicted model, not a curated record. Gene Ontology annotation, molecular function: translation elongation factor activity; GTP binding; GTPase activity. Bases 166 to 1557 code for a protein of 463 amino acids. Gene Ontology annotation, biological process: translational elongation; translation. NCBI's taxonomy places the organism in Eukaryota, Metazoa, Arthropoda, Insecta, Siphonaptera, Pulicidae. The transcript has 2 exons.
CUUGCAGAGGUUGGCAACGCAAACGGUAGAACGUUGCAUUGUGGGAAAGCGAACCUCAUCGUGUUGCCACGACCAUCACACGUAUUGCUCGUUCAUUCUCUCAGCACCUAUUGUGGAACUGGUAUAGUUAUUUGACGCUCCUUCUCGAAAACAUACAAAACAGCCAUGGGAAAGGAAAAGGUUCAUAUUAACAUCGUCGUCAUUGGACACGUAGAUUCAGGUAAAUCCACCACAACUGGACACUUGAUCUACAAAUGCGGCGGUAUCGACAAGCGUACAAUUGAGAAGUUCGAGAAGGAAGCACAAGAAAUGGGCAAGGGAUCCUUCAAGUACGCUUGGGUUUUGGACAAAUUGAAGGCCGAACGUGAGCGUGGUAUCACCAUUGACAUUGCCUUGUGGAAGUUCGAAACCUCCAAAUACUACGUCACCAUCAUCGAUGCCCCCGGACACAGAGAUUUCAUCAAGAACAUGAUCACUGGAACCUCACAGGCCGAUUGCGCCGUCUUGAUCGUAGCCGCCGGUGUCGGUGAAUUCGAAGCCGGUAUCUCCAAGAACGGACAAACCCGUGAACACGCCUUGUUGGCUUUCACCCUCGGUGUAAAACAACUGAUCGUUGGUGUCAACAAGAUGGACUCCACUGAGCCACCAUACAGCGAGAACCGUUUCGAGGAAAUCAAGAAGGAAGUAUCCUCUUACAUCAAGAAGAUCGGUUACAACCCAGCAGCUGUUGCUUUCGUACCAAUCUCUGGAUGGCACGGAGACAACAUGUUGGAAGUUUCCACCAAGAUGAACUGGUUCAAGGGAUGGAACAUUGAACGUAAAGAAGGCAAGGCUGACGGCAAAUGCUUGAUUGAAGCUUUGGAUGCCAUCUUACCUCCAGCUCGUCCCACCGACAAGCCCCUCCGUCUGCCAUUGCAAGAUGUCUACAAAAUUGGAGGUAUUGGAACAGUACCAGUAGGCCGUGUUGAAACUGGAGUCUUGAAACCAGGCACUGUUGUUGUAUUUGCCCCAGCCAACUUGACCACUGAAGUUAAAUCCGUUGAAAUGCACCACGAAGCCUUGCAAGAGGCCGUACCCGGAGACAAUGUUGGUUUCAACGUAAAGAACGUUUCAGUCAAGGAAUUGCGUCGUGGAUACGUCGCCGGAGACUCCAAAUCCAGCCCACCACGUGGCGCCGCCGAUUUCACUGCCCAAGUCAUUGUGCUCAACCACCCUGGACAAAUCUCAAACGGAUACACCCCAGUAUUGGAUUGCCACACCGCUCACAUUGCCUGCAAAUUCGCUGAGAUCAAAGAAAAGGUCGACCGUCGUACUGGCAAAUCCACAGAAGACAACCCCAAAGCCAUCAAAUCCGGAGAUGCUGCCAUCGUCACAUUGGUGCCUUCCAAACCCAUGUGUGUCGAAUCCUUCCAGGAGUUCCCUCCAUUGGGUCGUUUCGCUGUCCGUGACAUGAGACAGACCGUCGCCGUCGGUGUCAUCAAGUCUGUGAACUUCAAGGAUGCCUCCGGUGGUAAGGUCACCAAGGCUGCCGAAAAAGCCACCAAGGGAAAGAAGUAGCUAGAUCUACCGAUCUGCUUACUGCAGAUGUUCAACACUGUAAUGAAACACUACUUCCAUCGCAAAGCGUUUCGAAGAAAAAAGGCCUCAUUCAUUCCUUUACUAUAUGUUUUUUGACUCAGCUUUAUAUUUUAUAUGACUAUUUUAUAGAAUAAUAAUUUUAUUUUCUGUCUCUAUAUUAAAAUGAAUUUUAUAUUAAUGUAUGGAUAUUAUGUGCUAAGAAAGAACUUGAAGAGAUUUGCCAGCUGAUGUGUUAUUAUAGUAUGGUAAUAAAUUGAAGCCCAAAAGUAU